Messenger RNA from Trypanosoma cruzi, 2190 nucleotides. RefSeq lists its product as uncharacterized. NCBI's taxonomy places the organism in Eukaryota, Euglenozoa, Kinetoplastea, Trypanosomatida, Trypanosomatidae. The transcript has a single exon. The record is from RefSeq and is a predicted model, not a curated record. The coding region runs from base 1 to 2190 and encodes 729 amino acids.
AUGAUAGAUCACAGCCUCUUUGAAAGGUAUGAUUCGCUCAAUCGGAACUACACGGGAAAAAGGCCGCAGCUGGGUCCGGGUGUGAAGUGCGUACAGUGCGACGGCUGUGAUCGUGUAAUCACGUUCGCCGUGUUCCACAGCGAGUACGAAGGCGGCGUGGAUGUGUGCAACAUUUGCCGUGUGGCUGCCGAGCAAAGUGCAGGCGGGUACGUGCAGUGCACGGAUCGAAGACGGCGUCUUUGCUUUGCGAAUCACCCGUUGUGUUUUGUUGGCCCCGCUCCGCUGCCCAAAGGCUACGAGUUGGACAAGGACGAGAUUGACGUGGAGCACGACCCCGGGCUGCUGGCGAGGCGCUUCAAGAGGUCUGUUGACGUUGUCGCCCGCCGCGGCCUUGGUCGUCCAAGGAAGCGGCCGCGUGGACGACGCCGCGAAGGUGACGGGAGUAAAAAAAACGAAAAGAGGGAUGGUAACGAGGACUGGUCGACGGCGAAGAGGUCGAGGCGAGGCGUUGGCGGAGGCGUGGCAGCUGUGACGAUGGCCGCCGGUGCUGCUGCUGUCGCUUCCGCUUCCGCUUCCGAUGCGGCGGCAACGACGACGCCGGAAACAGCAGCACCACAAGCGACAGCAGCACAAGCCUCGCCAUUGCCGCCGCGGGAGGAGCCGAAAUUGAAAGCACCGCCACCUGCAGGUGUUGCCGAGGUGAAAGGGGAGAAUGGUGCAACGCAUAGCGAGCAACCGCAGAAUCCAGCAGGGAGUAAUAAAGACUCCGCACGGCGGAUGAAGUGGGAACGCGUGGUAAACAGUCCAGUGGCGAAGUUUUUUCUCCAAAUUGAGCCCCGCACCAAAAGGACCGCCGAACGCCCAGCAUCCAUGGUCUACCAGCCGCUAUGCGUAUUCGACCACGAUAGCAUUCAAGAGUUUUCCGUUGCCCCGAACAGGAGUUGCCGAACCACCCGUGGGUUUGUAGGCUUCACGUCCUGCAGCAGUGUCCUCUGUGUGCGCAUAGUUCCAACGAUGCCUGAAGUGGGUCUGUGGUUUUCAGUGAUGUGUGAGGAGGAUUGCUGCACGCGGCUUGACAUAUGGCAUUGCCCUCCUAAAGCAAGCGCCACUGCCUCUUCUUUCCUCAGUCUCAGCGAUGUUGCGCCUCCAGUACGCAGGUACGUUGUGCAUGUGGGACUAAACGUGGCAGUGUCGAUGGAUUGGCUCCCUGUUCCCUUACAUCGAACGGACAACAACAAGUUGGGUCUCUGCACGUUUAUCCGUGGGAAGUACUUGGUCUCGACAGUUCUUCCCCGCGAUGUAGUUGCUGAGACCUCAGCGGCUGUAACGCGUGGCUGCGGCAACGGUGGUGCUGAUGGCGCUGGCCGCAGGAGUGGUCGUUGCGUCCACGUGGCUGCGGAGGUGUGUGGUGCGACUCUGCUGAAGCGUGAAAUCGAACUUGUGGAGAUUCGGUGGAGCUCCAACGCCACUUCUCUCGCCGGGACGUUUCUCUUUGCGAUUGGCCGCUGCACCUCGGUGGUGGUGCUUCAGCCCACCGGCGACACACACUCGGGUAAGUUGAUGUUGCAAGUGGUGCAUUACAUUGAAGCAAAGGGCGUCGUGGCGUCUCCACCGUUUUUGCCGUUCCCUCCCAUUGCUGUUGGUGCGGCGCGUAGUGGCCACACGAUGUUGGUGGUUUCACAUGGAACAAGUGUGGCAUUCUACCAGGCGCCCGAGUUCAGCACGAAACUUUUUGUGGCCGUGGAUGAGGUGGUGACUUGUGUACGAUCCUACGAGCGACGUUUGACGAUGGGCCUGGCGAGUGGUGCUGUUGUGGACGUUCGUAGCGGGAUGCCGAUUGCGACGCUGCAGUCGCCACCAUUACUUAUUGACCGCAUAGAAGGCACGUCUAAUGAUGAAGAGACGUGGCUUGUGGCGGACACCUCGGGAGAGUGUACACGGAUUUAUCGGCACCGUCAGGGAGAUGCGGAGCCCAGGACGGAGUGUGUUCUCUCGCUCGCUCGGGUGCAGCGUGCAGCAGAUCAGCCGGCGGCGUUAAUUAUGGGCUGCAGCCGCAUGAGUGAGUCCCUGCGUAUUACUGGGGACAGCGCGCCGCAAUUUGUGCAGCAUCCACUGCAGCAUCUUAUGAUCGCGCGUGGUCCGCUACUUGCCUUUUUUACCGACGGUGUCUGGUUAUUGUCUCCGCAGUGA